AGAGUAUAAUUGAUCAAGCUUCCUCUUGUGUCACCGUUCGCCGACUCACCAUUUCCAUCCAGACAUCUCUCUCUCUCUGUCUCUCUAUCUCUGCAAACUGUGCUUGAAUCCAUGGCGGCAACUCCCUUCGGCCAGUCUCUGAACCUCGUCGGAGUGCUCUCCGAAUCGAAGCGCAUAAUAAGCGCCCACUCUCGGCACUUCCUGGCCCUAUCCGUCUUCUUCCUCCUGCCCCUCGCUUUCUCCCUCAUCAUCUUCCCUACCCUCCAAACCACUCUCUCCCACCAGUCGAAGCCGUACCACGUCAAUUCCCUGCUCCGUGGAGCCGCCGCUGGCUCUUUUCCGUCGAUCCUCUUUCCUCUCCUCUACCUCCUCUUCGUCGUCGUCCUCUCCCUCUCCGCCGUCUCCACCAUCACCUACAGCACCUUCCAUGGGUUCUACGGCCGGCCCGUCAGGCUCGCCGCCGCCCUCAAAUCGAUGAUCAACUCGUUCCUCCCGCUCCUUCUCACGGCGUUCGCUUCGCAAAUCGUGGAGCUCCUCGUCUGCUCUGCUUUUGGGCUUUUCCUAGGGUUGGUCGCCAAGGGGCUUGAGCUUCUUGGGUUUCAUAAUGUUUUGGAUUCUAAAUAUUUCAUCAUCUUCUGCGUGGUGGUUUUGGUGGCUUUGGUCUUGGUGUUGGUCCAUCUGCAAGUGAAUUGGGCGCUGGCGCCUGUGGUCGCGGUGGUGGAGUCGAAAUGGGGGUUCGAGCCGCUACGCCGGAGCAGUUACUUGGUAAAGGGGAUGAGAAGGGUCUCGUUUUAUUUGCUGUUACUUUUCGGGGUUCUGAUUGGAUUUUCUGUGUGGAUUAACUCGACUCCUAGCUCUGGUAGCUUUGAGGAUGUGUGGAAGUGUUUGAAUUUCGUUCUGCAGACCGUGGCGGGCUCGAGUUUCCUGACUUUGUUUAUGCUUUAUAAUGUGGCCGCCAAUACAGUGCUGUAUAUGUAUUGCAAAGCUUUAAAUGGGGAAUUGGCUUGGGAAAUUGCUGAAGAGUUCGCUCGUGAGUAUGUUAGCUUGCCCUUCGAUGAUGCCAAGGUCCCUCAUGUUGUCUUUGUUGCCCAAGCUUGAUAGGUUUGUGAGGUCAGUGGCCUGUUUCUGACUAAUCUUACCUGUCGCUUUUGACGGGUGGAUGUAUCUUUGUGUAUUGUAGUUUGUUAAUCUUUGUGCAUAACAUACAACAUUCGGUGGAUGUGGACAGUAGUUUCAUCAAAGCUUAGAAAUGCUUUUAUAUAAUGUAUGUGUAAUUUGAUUUUCUCCUUUGGUUUUAGAGGAAUGAAAUGAUUGUGGCAGUAUUGAUCAGUUC
Diospyros lotus (date-plum) is the source of this 1333-nucleotide messenger RNA. RefSeq lists its product as uncharacterized. The transcript has a single exon. The coding region runs from base 112 to 1098 and encodes 328 amino acids. The record is from RefSeq and is a predicted model, not a curated record. Lineage: Eukaryota; Viridiplantae; Streptophyta; Magnoliopsida; Ericales; Ebenaceae.